CUUCCUGACAAGUGCCCAGUUUGCGUGUGAAAGUGCCCCACUUCCUGCUGCAUCUGUCACCCUGUAAAGUACGUGUGCGCUGAUGGGUUGAUCCUGCCUCUCCCCCCUCCUCCACCUCAUCAUCAGCCCACUCCUCGGCUCAGCUUUUACUCUGCUUCCAGCUGGAGAACUCCUCGGUCAUCUCCAUCCCGCCCGCUCCAAGGAGAAGAAGCGCAUCCAGGAGCAGGCGGCUCUUAUUCCUUGUACUAACGACCGGCGGCAGCUUCGGAGACUCAGCCUGGUCAACUUCCCUCGCUGUGUGAUCUUGGAUCAAAGAUGUUGUGUGGAAUGACGUCGUGUGGCAGGAAAGCUCUGACUCUUCUGAGCAGCGUGUUUGCUGUGUGCGGCUUAGGUCUGCUCGGAGUAGCGGUUAGCACGGACUACUGGUUAUAUCUGGAGGAAGGGGCCUUUUCCCCCCUAAACAUGACGACAGAAGUCAAGAUGUCUCUGCACUCUGGCCUGUGGAGAGUCUGUUUCUUGGCAGGAAAGGAGCGUGGGCAUUGCUUUACCAUCGAGUACGUGAUGCCGAUGAAUAUACAGCUGACCUCGGAGUCUACCAUCAGUAUUUUAAAAAUGAUCCGAUCAUCCACCCCUUUCCCACUGGUCAGCCUGUUUUUCAUGUUCAUUGGCUUUGUGCUGAAUAACAUUGGACACAUCAGACCUCACAGGACCAUCUUGGCAUUUGUGUCGGGGAUCUUCUUUAUACUUUCAGGAUUGUCGCUGGUUGUCGGGCUGGUGCUCUACAUAUCCAACAUCAACGAUGAGAUUUUGAACAGAACUCCAGACUCAGAAAGCUAUUUCCACUACAAGUAUGGAUGGUCCUUUGCCUUUUCAGCGAUAUCCUUCCUCCUGACUGAGAGUGCUGGAGUAAUGUCCGUCUACCUUUUUAUGAAGCGAUACACUGCCGAAGAGAUCUACAGACCUCGCCAAAGCUUCUACAGACCAAGGUUGAGCAACUGCUCUGACUACUCCGGCCAAUUCCUCCACCCAGAAGCCUGGCCUCGUGGGCGCAGUCCCUCUGAUAUUUCCAGUGAAGCUUCCCUCCAGAUGAAUGCCAGCUACCCGGCCCUUCUCAAAUGCCCAGAUUAUGACCAGAUGUCCUCCUCGCCCUGCUGAGUACAUGCCCACCACAGUGAUUUGCCACCAAGCUGCUAAGAUGCCCUGGAUCACAACUUAACAACUUCAGGACAACCUUAACACAAGCCAUCAGCUGGGGCAUGGGUUUGAGAGCCUGCGUAUUUGCAAAGCAUGGACUACCAGCUGACUGGGAUGGGGGGCAGGGGAAAGGGAGACCAGGAACAGAAACAAAGAUAUCAUGUUGUAUUAUUUUGUAACAAUGUGUGAUUUUGUAAUGCAUUCAUCGACUUAAAUAUUGUGGACUAUAUAAUACAAAGAAUCAUUGGAAAGUUUGUAAGAUUUAUACUAUUCAUAUGAAAUCAAGCUAAUUUAUUUUCUGCAUAGCAUUGUAAUGCAGUUAUUAGUGCAAUGUUUUUAGAAAUGAUCAUGUCCCCCAUAAUUUAAUCUUCAAAAUAUGAUUGACUUGCUGGCAUGAUGGGAGACUGAACCUGAACAUUAGAGCUCUACUGACAGGGAUUGAUGCACUGCAGAACUUCUUGACCACGAUGGGUCAUGGGGAUGUGGAACUUGUUUCCUCCAAAGACCUGUUGAGGCAAGGGGGGACAAUUGAAAAAUUCCAACCUGAAGAUUGGCAGGUUUUAAUGAUAUGGGUUUUAGUAAUUAUAGAACCAAGGUGGGUAGAUGGAAAUAUGAGGUUGACAAAAGUGCUGGAGAAACUCAGCGGGUGAGGCAGCAGCAUCUAUGGAGCGAAGGAAAUAGGCAACGUUUUGGGCCGAAACCCUUCUUC
Molecule: messenger RNA, 1903 nt
Organism: Amblyraja radiata (thorny skate)
Lineage: Eukaryota; Metazoa; Chordata; Chondrichthyes; Rajiformes; Rajidae
Product: voltage-dependent calcium channel gamma-5 subunit
Exons: 6
Coding region: 316-1155 (279 amino acids)
Biological process (GO): regulation of AMPA receptor activity; postsynaptic neurotransmitter receptor diffusion trapping; neurotransmitter receptor transport, postsynaptic endosome to lysosome
Cellular component (GO): AMPA glutamate receptor complex; postsynaptic density membrane
Molecular function (GO): voltage-gated calcium channel activity; channel regulator activity
Source: RefSeq, a predicted model, not a curated record